AAAGUGAAAUGCUGGCUCAGAGAUUUCACCAAACAAUUUUCAAGUGCAGAAUAACAACGGCAACAACAACCACAAAAAGAAAAGAACACGACAAGUGUUGAGUGUGAACGGAUGUUGGCUGCUUCGAUACUUGUUUUUUGUUGUUGUUGUGAGUUAAAGCAACUCUUUCUCCACUCCUAAAAUAGCAUCUCCAAUUCACUGCACGGAUCUUCUGCUGGCUGCGGCCAACAAGCCUACAAUAAUAGCAAAAAAAAAAAACAGCAACAUCUUCAACAACUUCUACUUUGGCUUUUAAUCAAUUUCACCCAUCAAAUAGUCUGGGGAGUGACACCCUCUCUCCACAUCUCCCUGGCGGAAAGUGAUCAUCGAGUGGGGAAGCAAUCAAACGCACUCUCGCACAUACCACAACAAUCUCGACAGGUCUCCUCUACAUUGCUGCCAAGAAAUUUGUGGGUUGAACAACCCUAAAACCUGUGGCUGGUGUUGCGUUGUUGGCCCCAACACAACAAAAUGCAGUUGCAACCAGACGACAACAUCGACAUCAACGCAAGAACGUGCCGUGUUUGUUAAUUUGUUGAAUGGAAACGCAGUGCUAGAGCAACAUGUUGGAUACUCAAAUAAGAAGUUGCGAGGACAAUGCCAAAAUGGCCAAUCCCAUGCCAAUGGAAAUUUUGGCCAAUGAGAAAAUCGGCGAAGAAGAAGAAACAGGGAAGUUACAACAAAAAGCGAGAAAAUCGAAAAAUAUUUUAAAUUGGUUAAAAAAUAGUACAACAACAACAACAACAAAUUCAAAUGCAACAAAUUUAAUUACGAACCACCCACAUAAUUCGCAUGAUAGCUUGGAGAUUAAUUCAUGUCAACCAAGUGAUCAAAGUACAGAAAAUCAUACAACACACCAAGAGACUGCAACGUGUUUGGCCCACACCGGCGAGCCACAACCCCAACCCCCCACAUUGAUUGCCACAACACACCAAAACGGCAAUAUCAGCAACGACGUUACAUUGUUACGUGAAUUUCGUGGCGUUCAGACGUUACGCCAUCUGUGGAAUAAACGCAUCACUGCCAACAAGGAAUCAGCGGCGCGGGCCAAAAUUUACAAGCAGCAACAACAACAACAGCAACACAAACAAAAACAAUUUACCAAAUCCCAAAGUUGUUUGCUCUCUUCGGGGAGCAGGCGAGAAGACGGAGAGGGAGAGGAAUCACCACAACCUCUCCACUUUGAGUUGGGCUUCCAAGCAGCGCCACCUCUUCGAGCCAAGAGUCUGCAUGACUGUUCCGGGGAUUUUGAGACGGAUCAGGACCCCUUGGAUCUAACCGUUUUGGAGCUGGAAAAACAUUUGGAAAAGGAUAAUUUCUAUAAAUACAAAACUGCCGAACAGGCUACCAAGCUAAGGGAGCUAAGUGAGCAACACUCAUCGGCAAGACGUUUCAGCGCCGGACUCUUGUUUAGCGAACGUUUUCAGUGGCUUAAGAAACCGGAUAUUUUUACAAAACGCCGGGCCUCUGAGGUGAGAAGUAAUCUGGCCUCAGAAGAGCGUAGCUGCAAAGAGAAUUUUUACUCUCCCUUCCAGGAGAGAAGUGGCAAAGAGAACUGUUACUCUCACGAAGGGGAUUCGCUGCUGGACAUUGUCAUAAAUGAUUUUGAGCCAACAACAAUGCUAGGGGAUAGCAUGCCAGCGGCUCGGUGCCAAAAUCACACCUCCACGACCACCAGCAACAGCAACAGCACACCCAUGACAUCGCCACAUCGCCUACGGCCAGAUUCACUGCACUCCAGCGAUAGCUUGGCCAGUCAUAAUUCAUCCAGCACAACCACUGGACGCAGCAGUGGAGUGGUACGGAAAAAUUCCUCCACUCGGAAAUAUAGCUUUAAGACCCAUCAGCGUUCGUAUCAUGUGAGGCGUAAAAUGCACAGCGGCAAUCACAACAAGGAGCACCAUGGCUCCUCCUCCUCCUCUUCGUCCUCCUCCACGAUCAGUUUGGUGGCCCAGCUAACGCAACAGUUCAAUGAGCGGAUCCAACAGGACAGCAGUAUACUGGAACAGGUUAAACGCAAAAAUGGCAUAUUGAUGACCCACAAGGGUCAUGUCUUCAAGGUGGUGGAGGUGGACACUCAUGCUCCGGUGGGUAGGACCCUAUCAUCGCAUUCCAAACUAUCGGCAAGUCUGAGUAAUUCUUCGGUUUCAGCGGUCCAAAGGACCAUAAAGAAAUUUGAAAAUGCCUCUAGGACGUCGGCGAAACCCAAAGUGCCUCAGAAAAGUUCUCGCGUUUUGGAGAAGAGCAAGGAGUUGAUAUAUGGCAAAGUUGGAAACACCACAAAGAAAGAGAAAGAGAAGGCAGCAAUGGAGGUGGUCAAGAAAUCGAAACAGCCCCCAAAUACGUUGGCCUUGCCGAAAUCUCUGGAAAUGGUAAAGGAGGAAACCAAAACCCCCCUGGAAUUGGAAAUGGAAAUGGAGAGGAGAAUGGCCGCAGAGAAAGCAGCAUUGAUGCAGGGGGAAAGGGGUGACCACAAUUGCCAAGAUGGAACCGGGCAGGGCCUUAAAGGAUAUGGCAAUGGGGAAGGAGAAAAAGGAGAUUCUCGUGAUAAAGCAGAGAGGGAGUUGCUGGAUUCUCCUAGAGGAAGAAGCAAGGAUAUCAAGCUAGAGAACGGGGAAACCAGAAAUUCCCCUGAAAGGGAAGACAAGGAUCUCAGGAAAUGUCAAGAGCAGAGGGACACAACCGAUUGCCAGGGACAGGGGGAUUCGAAGGAAAAUCUUGAAAUUAGGGGACAACCAAUGUCUUCGGAGCCUGGGAUCGCUGGAAACCGAAAUGAAAAUAAAUCCUUCAAAAUUAGUCCUUUGAAAGGAUGGACAAAAUCCGAAAAUCACACAACUUCCCAAGAAUCCCCCUCUCGGGAAAAUGUAGAAUCCACUGAAAUACCCAUGAAAUUGGGAUCCCAAAACUCGGAGCUUUAUAGCAAAGUAAGACACAAAUCGUCAUUUGUCAAGGACUCCUCAGAAUCGAAGAUGUUUUCCGAAACAGAAAUUCACCAAAACCGCCCAACUUCCCCAGAAUCCCCAAGGGAGGAUAAUGAAUAUUCGCACAGGAUAUUGGAAUUCAAAAACUCAGAGCUUUAUGGCAAAUCGUACUUUGCCAAGGAUACCCUACAAACUCAAGACGCAAAGGCACCCCAGGUCUCUGGUUGUGAAAAUUCCCAACAUUCUGGCCAAAAAGAAUCCAAAAAUGAUCAAAAUCUCCCCACUCCUCCAGAAUCUCCCAGCGAAGAUAAUGGAAAAUCCCCUCCCAUACCGAAAAAUUUGGAAUUCCAAAAUUCGAGUCUAUAUCGGGCAGUAGGGAAGCAAUUAUGCUUCAGCAAGGAUGCUGAAGUGGCUCAGGAGCAAAGGACAUCUCCGACACGACAAGACGAUACAAACGAAUUGUCUGAAGAGUCUCCAUUAAAAGAAAAUCCCAAAAAUUCUACAAAUACAGAUUCUGAAAGCGAUCCUAACAACUCCCCUAAACCUGCCACCAUUCACAUGAAUCAAGAAUUCACCCCCCAAAUAUCCAAAAAAUUGGAAUUCCAAACCUCGGAACUGUAUCCCAAAGUGCGCCGUCAAAGUUCCUUUGCCAAGGAGGAGAAGCAACGGGACAUUAUCAUUUACAUUAAACAGGAUUUCAACAAGGCACCGCCUGACACGGAGACCUCCGCCCUCCCAGAGGAUUCGAAAACCAAAGAGAAAAUCUCAAAGAAAAUGGAAAAUCCGAAAAAUGAAAAUGAAAAAAAGACCAAAGUCACACGUCGGCCCACCACAUUCUAUCAGGAUGCCCAUAUUAGCAAGAAACCCCUACAGGAUAACAGACGAGACAUCCUAAUUUACAUAAAGCCAGGCGAACAAAAUUCCGACGAACUGGCGAAGCAAACAGCACUGGGUCGUAAUGCUAGUUUCAAUUCGACCGAGCCCAAGAGGCUUAUAAAACGAGCAAAUCUUUCUAAAGAGGAAUUUGAAUUGGCCCAGGAGGUAAAGGAAAAAUUGAGCAAUCUACCCAGAUUUGCGAACAAUAAGUCAAUAGAGGAGGCCACUCCCGGUGGGGGCAAAACUGCAGAAAAUUCGGUGCAACAAAGGAAAUUGAAAACUUCCCAGUCGGUGUUUUAUGAAACCCUCACGACGCCGGGGCCCAAGAGCCCAAUUGCAGAGCAGCCGGAAGAAGGCAAAAAAUCCAAGCACAAACAUUCAACAUUUUAUGAAAAACUGAAAAUUUUCACCAGAAAAGCAAACCACAACAAAACCAACUCCACUCCCACCUCCCCAAAAGCAGAAGAGGAAACCAAAACCUUAGAUUCUGGCACUGCCAACGAACAACCCCAACCCCAAAGCCCCACGGCCUUGAAUUACACACCCAUGAGUUCACCAAGGCCCAAACAAAAAAUGAUCACCCAGGUGGUGGAGGAGGUGACCUAUUCGCAAAUGUAUGUCCCUCAAUCAUCGGGCCUGCUGGAUGCCCUACAACAAGUUGAGGAAAAAAUUUGCAGCCUAAGUAAAACCGAAGGACAGACUAAAGAACAGCAAGAAGGGGAAACUCUAAGCGAACCCCCUACGGGAAGCGAUGAUUUUGGCCAACCCCUCAAACCGAACACCUCUUUUCUCCAUCAAACCUACAGCAAGGUGUUGACCAAGCCCGGAGGUCAAAUUAUUCAGGCCGUCAAUGUUUCACUAGUCAAUGCCAUUGAGGGCGAACAGAUGGAGCUAAUGGAACAAAAGGAGAUACAGCAAAGUCAAAUGGCAGAAAAGGAUGAAAAUUCUCCACCAGAGGAAAAACUGUCUUCCCCAGAACCGCUCUAUGAGCCCAUAGAGGCCUCAACACCCACACCACGGCACCAGGAAGAGGAUAUCUACCAAACUGUGGAGGAGUUACAAAAAGAAAUUGAAAACUAUACUGAAACCUCUAAAACCACCUCCUCCCACCUGGAAACCCUAUCCAAACCCCUUCCACCAGAUGCCGAGGAAAUCUAUCAAACUGUCGAGGAGCUACAAAGGGAAGUAGAAACCACAAAUGAAACAAUUGGCGCCCAAACACCUGCCAAGGAAACAAAUGCCAAACCUGAACUUUUGGAUGACUAUGAAGUCAUUGGAGAUCCUAAUUUAAUAACCACCCCCACAGAAACUCCCCCUAAAAUCCCGGCCGAUUUUGAUGGUUAUGAGGAAUAUGCCCCCUCAGUAGAACCAACAGCGGCCACAACUUGCAAUACCAUGAGGAAGACAACAGAUGAAUUGCCUGACCUACCAGAGCCAAAGAGAAAAAUAAAUAAACCAGCACCAAACCUCCCCUUGCAGCCACACAUUUGCACAAAACUGCCACCCAUACCCACGGAGAUCUAUGCCCCCAGCAGCAACAACAAUAUUACUCUGGCCGAUGACUCUCAUCACUAUUAUGCCGAUGAGGAAGAGAAUAUCUACGACACCAUUAAGGGUUCCGAUUGUUAUGAGUCCAUACAACCCCAUAACAACAACAACAACAACGCCGCCCCCUGCAACAACCUCACAAAAUCCUCCUCCAAUUCCUCGACAACCAAAAAUUCCGACACUCAAUCCAUAUCGAAUUGUUAUGAGAGCAUCUCACAUUUCAAACCCCCACGGCCCAUUAGCAUCAGCCAACACAGUGGCAGCAGUCGUGGUUCGACCCUAACCAUUUCAUCGGAACACAAGACGAAUAGUCUCUAUGAAGAUGGUUCCAUUGGUAUCAUAGGCAUGACUUCGUCUUCUUCGUCGUCGUUGCGCUACAGUUCCCAGCGCCUAUAUCGUUCCCAGCAUCACAGGGAAGAAGAUGGUGGUGGGGCGACGGGGGCCAAUGAUAGUGCAGGCAGCAGUAAUUACAACUCAUCGAUGGGUCGAGCCAGUGAUGUCAGCGAAGAGUGGAUGGAUAUCAGCGAUAAUGAGGAGAACGAUGAGACGAAUUGGAAGCCCAAACCGAAGUAUCAAAUUGUCUGCGAGAAGGCCCACAAAAGUCCCAGCUGGUCAAGGCGUGUGCGCGAGAAACGUCUGCAUCAUCAACGCAAAUCGAGGAGUUACAUCGAAGAUGAUGAUCCCGAUCAUUAUUACGAACAACUCUCACCGGGCGACCUGCUCAACAAACGUCAUUCGCUGGCACUGCAAGAACGUGGCGGUAGUCUGCAACGCAAUCAAAAUAUGGUCCGAAUAUCGAAACGUGGCAAACCCAUAUCCUAUUCAGCCCAUGCGCUGGGCCAAGAAAUUUCCGAUGAUUCCUUCGACUCGGAUACCGAUGACUAUUACGAGGGAGAACUGCAGCAUACCCACAAUGAUAGUGGGGUCGAUAUACGAACAUCGAAGCUGCCCGAUCCUCCGGUGUCCUCCAAUCAAAAGUACUCCAUUGUAAAGAAAUUCAGAAAUUUCCUGGCCAAAAAAUCUCCCAACUCGUCCAAACAUGGUGGCAGUCAGCAGAAGAUCGAUGAUAAUGCUUCCCAAUUCUAUGUGAAUGGGAACUUUCAUACGAGCAAUGGUGGUGGUGGUGGUGGUAGUGGCAGUGGAGAUUCAUCAGCCAAAUCCAUGUCCCUGCAGGCACCACAAACCAAAGAGUUAAGUACUUCGGAGAAGAACUUGAUUUUGGCCCAAAGCAAUAUUACCAAAGCGGAGCAGCUGAACACCUCGACGACACCGCGCAAACCCAAGACAGGCAAAAGUCUUAGGCAUCGAAUACGCAAGAGCUUGGUGGGCUUUGACAAACAACAAUUGGCCACCCUUACACCCACCCGCAGUACCUUCUAUGUCGAAGAUCCUGUGCAAAUUGAAGAUGUAAACGGGCAAAUGGAUUCGGGAUUUUCGGAAAAGGUAGCCGUCCCCAGCAAUGAGGUGAUGGAAAAUACCACAAACACCACAAAUGAUACUCACAAAUAUUUAACUGCCCGCAAGGCCAAGAAGGAAGGCAAGUUAUCGGCCAAUGCCCAGAGGAGAAGGACCUCGAUAGGCAUACGGCCAAUUGAACCGCCACCACCGCCUCCCGAUGGCAAUGGUAAUAUGAAGCGGCAAAGCACCACCUCUUGGUAUGCCGAGUGUGGGGUCUUUAAAAACGGCACCACAAAUCUUGUGGGUAACGACAGCCAAUUGCUGAAUGGCGAGACGGACAAUGGCAACGGUGGUGGUGGCGGCGGUACAUCGUGGUACGAAGAAGCUGGUCUCUAUCAGACCAGUGGCAUAUCGGUGGCUAGUUCCAGCGGCAGUUCGGGUGUCUCCACCAGCAAUGAAGCCAAUCCGGGCGAUGAUAUGUCCCACAGUUUAUUUAGCAAUGAACCUCUGUAUCAGAUAUAUAGUGCCGCCAAAUUGGAGGCAAUUUCACGGGAUAUGCAGGAUAAUAGUUCAACGGAUGGUUACGAAGAGAUUGGUGAACGGCGAAAGAAUGCUGCCAAUGAGGCGGAGAAAAGUCGCAAAACAUCACGACCGACAGCGUUACAAUUGAUCGAACCGAAAAGUGGUCCGGAGCGGACACUGUGGAGUCAAAUACCGGAGGUGGUCAACUCGAUGAUAUUGCCCACCCUAACACCCCGUGAAAGAGCCCUAAUGGAAGCCAAAUUUGAGAUUAUCACCUCGGAAGCAAGCUAUUUGAAGUCGUUGAAUCUCUUGCGCAAUCACUACAUGAAUCAUCCGGUAUUCCGCGAUCAAAAUCUGGUCAACUCACGUGAUCGCAAGGCCCUCUUUGCCCACAUUGUACCCGUACACGAGUGUUCGGAACGUUUACUCUCCGAACUGGAAUCCUGCUGGCAGGAUAAUAUAAUGCUUAUUGGGCUCAGUAAACGUAUAUAUGCCAUUGCCGAAAAGCAUUUCCAUGUCUAUAUAGGAUUCUGUGAGAAUCAGGGACGUAUGGAUCGCACCCUGAAACGGCUGCGAGCCAACAAGGGUCUGUUUGCCCAAAAUCUGGAAUUACUCGAAUCAAGUCCAUUGUGUUGUGGUCUGAAUCUCCAUUCGUUUUUAAUGUUGCCCAUGCAGAGAAUCACCCGCUUGCCAUUGCUCAUCGAUGCCGUGUUCAGUAAAUGUCAUCCGAACGAUGAUGAAUAUGAAAAUUGGAAAAUGUGUCUGGCCAUCAUGAAUAAGAUCGUGACCCAAUGCAAUGAGGCGGCCACCAAAAGUGAUCAGGCCUAUGAGAUUGAGAAAAUCUCAAGGCAAUUGGAAUUUAAUCCAUCCGUCAUACGACCGCUAGCCAUAGCCCCAGCGGGGGUGCUGGCUCCCGGCACAAAGCCACGAUAUUUGGUAAAGAAAGGAGAAUUUACCCAUCUCAUAUGGCGCGGUGAUGAUGCCAAGCUAACGUUUGGCAAGAAAUUCACCAAGACCACCAUCUACGCCUUUCUCUUCUCCGAUCUGUUGGUGUUGACAAAACGCAAAGGUGAGGAACAGUUUUCGGUCUUUGACUAUUGUCCACGCAAUAUGUUGACAAUAACCUCAGGAGAUUCACUGCCACAAGUUCCGACCAAAGAUUUGAAUAGUCAGACUAGCAAAAAUCUCAUUCUGAUGACACUGCUAGAGAAUCAUCAGAGGAAAACCAAUGAAUUGCUUUUGUCAUGUCCCUCAGUAUCCGAGCAGGAGAGAUGGUUACAGGCCAUGCGCCCCCCCGAGUCUGAGACUCCGGGAGAAAAACUCUAUGAACAGUGGGAUUGCCCACAAGUCAUUGCGAAGCAUGCCUAUGAAAGCAAUGAACCCGAUGGCCUCAAUUUGGAAAUUGGAGAUGUGGUCAAUGUGACAAGAAAACUGCCGGAUGGUUGGUACCAAGGCGAACGCAUACGUGAUGGUGCCGUUGGCUGGUUCCCCGGCGACUAUACGGAAGAGGUCAAUUCUGCCCAUGUUCGUGCCCGCAAUCUCAAGCUGAGACAUCGUCUGCUAACAUUUACCGCCACCUAUUUAGAAUCACAAAAACGCAAUAAAUGAUCCAAAAGGAAAACCAGUUUAUGGUCGACAAAGAACAAUUUAAGGGACUUAAAAACUCCCUCACACAAUACGUAGUAAUAGUUCAGCCUUAUAAUCAUUAUUUUAGUCUCAAAAGAAAAGCAAUAUAAGAAAAAUUUAUUUCUAUUUUUAAUAUUAUUAUGUAUGAAAAAACUAUUGUAAUAACUCCCCUUUAUUUGUAUGUAUUUAUUAAACAUGUGAUAUCCAAUUAAUAUAAAAAAGUAAUUGUUUUUCGAAGAAAAAAAAGGAAAUUGUUAAUUACCACACAUUAUUUGUUUUAAUUUGUUUAAGGUUAUGUUCGUUUUAUUUGUAUUUGUUUCUUUUAUAUGCAACAAUUUAGUCAAAUAGUUUUAUACGAAAAUUAUAGUAAUAAUAAUAAUAGAAAUUAUAUAUAUUUUUAUAGUACAUAUACAUGCAUGUAUUCCCUAGACUUUCAAUAUUUUAAGAUGUGAAUAUAUAAGAGAUUUUAUUAUAACGAUAAGUUUUGUAUAGUAGUAGCUUUGUGUUAGUUUUAAUCGAGUAAAUAAAUACCAAUGCGUGUAUACAAAAUAUAUCAAUUUACAAAAAUAUUUUAAUAAAAUUUAAUACGAAAUGUA
Molecule: messenger RNA, 9526 nt
Organism: Musca domestica (house fly)
Lineage: Eukaryota; Metazoa; Arthropoda; Insecta; Diptera; Muscidae
Product: ephexin-1
Exons: 7
Coding region: 603-8912 (2769 amino acids)
Biological process (GO): activation of GTPase activity
Molecular function (GO): guanyl-nucleotide exchange factor activity; protein binding
Source: RefSeq, a predicted model, not a curated record